Molecule: messenger RNA, 1416 nt
Organism: Miscanthus lutarioriparius
Lineage: Eukaryota; Viridiplantae; Streptophyta; Magnoliopsida; Poales; Poaceae
Source: the annotation of a GenBank genome assembly
AUGGCCGACUCUCCACCGCCGCCGCCGCCACCCGCUCCCACCACCAUAACUGCGCUCAGCGAUGACCUUCUCCUCGAAAUCUUCCUGCGCCUCCCCUCCGUCGCGAGUCUCGCCCGUGCGGCUUUCGCCUGCCGCGCAUUUCUCCACGCCGUCCUCUCCUCCCCCGCCUUCCGGCGCCGUUUCCGUGAACUCCGGGCACGGCCGCUCCUUGCGCUCUUCCUGCUGCCCGACAUGCGUGCCAUCGUCCCUGCAGGUGCAGGCAAGAGCAGCGACAUCGCCGCCGCCUUCGACGGUCUACUCCAAGACUUCGGUGCCUCCGAGUGGCGGAGCGAUCCCGUGAUCCCCUACAGCGACGGGUACGCCUACUUCGUCAACCAAGCCACCGACCAAAGCGCCUGCUACAGCCCGCACUCGCAGGCUCUGAACAUCUACCCCAAGAACCUCCGCUACGACAACAACGCCUUCCUUGAGUUCCACACGCUCCCCCCCGACGGCGAGGAGCAGCGGCCGUCCCGCGUGCUCGUCUUGCCGGAGAUGGACACCGGGGGGGCGCUGGAUGACACCACUGGCUCGGUUGUCAAUGGCUUCGUCUGUUGGGUACACACGGGGAAGGGAUGCAUCCUCGCGCUCAACACUGUGACAUUUCAGUUCUCUCGGAUGGAUCUGCCGCCGCCCUUGAAAGUGCCAUCCUCAAGAUUUCAGCUUGGUCACACCAAGGAUGGGGAGUUCUGUGUCGUCAGUGUACUGCAAUGCAUGCUUUCUGUUUGGCUCUGGGCAGCCGACGGUGAUGGCGUCGAGAGAUUCAUGCCGCACAAGACAUUCUCAUUGUGCGCAAAUGUCAGUGAGGUCAUCAAUGAGGCUGAUGUUCAUAUACGGCCUAUGGCGGUUAUCAAUGGCUUUGUGUACCUAUCUCUAACUGUUGCACCCUUAGGGGACCCUCGGGCUCCUCAGUUGUUCGUGUCCUUCUGCCUAGAAACAGCCAAGGUGAAUUUGCUCCAUAAAGAAAGCAAGCUUAUAUUCUGCCCAGUUGAUCCCUACAUUAAAGUCAGCUGGCCGUCUUCUUUGAUACAUGGCAAGGAGGAUUCAAAAACCGGAGUUAGAGGAAACAUUUCUGAAGAUGAUGGUCCCAUGGGCACGGAAGAAGAUUCCCCUGUCCUUUUCACCGCGUUGCAAUCAUUCAAACAAAAAAUGAUUGAUAAUGGCAACUCUAAUUUUGCAGAGAUAGAUUCCUUCUUACUUGAUGAUGAGAGGAACUCUCUUCUGAACAGAAUCGCUACUUUAGAGUCAAGAUUAGCAGCUGCAAGGGACCGUGUCUUGAGAAUAGGCACUAAACCCAAUAGCAUGAAUGGGAUGGAACUUGUUACUUCAGAGUCAGAAUUAGCAGCUGCAAGAGACUGUCUUGAGACUAGGUACUGA